AUGCAAUCAUCAUAUACUUGGAUAUUUGCAACAGGCAUCAUUGUAUUCUUUGUUAUUGUUAUAAUUCUUUUAUUUUUUACAAAGACACCUAUCGAAUUACCUUUGUCAUUUAAUGGUAGUUUAGAGGAUAUUCCAAGUGAUACAGAAGAAGACCUUGCCAAUCUCUCAGAAGAUGCUCGACUUAGUUAUGAAAGCGCUAAAACUUGGCAAGAGCAUCAUCCUCCAAAUAGUAUCCCUACAGACAUCACACCUCCUCAGUUCGUUUCUAUACAAGAGAAAGGCGUCUCUGCUUUUGAAUUUGAAUGGGAUAUGGAUGCAAAUUGUUUUGUAGCUGGAAGAACUGAAAUACAAUUUAUGGAAGGAGAAAACUGUGUACAGACAAAUUUACCUUUACCCAGGAAUCAAGAAGUAUAUUACUGGGAGGCAAAAAUGUUUGAUAAACCAGAAUCAACAUUGGUUUCAGUGGGUGUGGCUACUAAACCUUAUCCAAGUUGGAGACUGCCAGGAUGGAAUCGUUAUUCAAUUGGUUACUUUUCUGAUACGGGUUAUAAAUUCUUUAGUUCGCCUUUUAAUCACAAGCCUUAUGGAUUACCCUUUAAGCAUGGUGAUGUGAUUGGUGUAGGCUAUCGACAUCGAACAGGCACUAUUUUUUUUACUCGAAACGGUAGAAAAUUAGAGGAAGCUUAUGCUGGUAUUAGAUGGAAUUUAUUUCCUACAAUUGGUGCUAAUGGACCAUGUCAAAUACAUGUUAAUUUGGGACAAGCAGGUUUUGUUUUUGUAGAGGCCAAUGUGAAGAAAUGGGGAUUAGCUCCUUCACAAGGAACCCUGUCCCCACCACCAGCUUAUGGAACUGAACGAGAUACAGUCUUAUUAGCUAUGGGGAAUACAUCAGUAGAAGAAGCAACCUUAAUUGAUAUGCAUACAACAAUACUACAACAUCACAGACCACCACCUUAUCAAGAUACCUCCUCCUCUGAGCAACAAGAGAUAACAAACUUAAUGGAUUAA
Molecule: messenger RNA, 1008 nt
Organism: Cokeromyces recurvatus
Lineage: Eukaryota; Fungi; Mucoromycota; Mucoromycetes; Mucorales; Mucoraceae
Product: concanavalin A-like lectin/glucanase domain-containing protein
Exons: 3
Coding region: 1-1008 (335 amino acids)
Molecular function (GO): protein binding
Source: RefSeq, a predicted model, not a curated record